GACGCGACGAAUUGAAUAAAUGCCUAACUAACCUGCUUGUCUAUAUCUACGUGGUGGUGAACGGAUGAAUGGGGGCAUUUUAGAAAAGGGGGAAAGCAGAUGGGAUUGGCUUGCUUGGGACCCCGUAAUACUUCGCUCGCUCGCUCACUUGCUCGUCGCACUCGCCUGAGUCUCGCCAGCUCCCUUUACUUCGUCCGUCCUCUAUUCCUUCGUUUCCCUUCACGUAGGCGCCUCUCUAGUCUUCUCUCUCCUUCUACUCUGCCGCUCCGCGUUCUUUCUUUCUUUACCUGCGCAACCUCGCCCCGCUGCUAUUGCCCCGUUCCCCGCCCCCCGCGGGCGUCGCAACGUCAACCGGCCCCCCCGGAUCCAAGGCCUACCGCUCUCUCCGGGCCCGGGGCGCAAGCAACGAACUCCGAGGAGGGCUACCUACCUACCUACCUACCUACCUACCUACCCACCCAGGACAGAUCUCCCGGUGGCAUUCGCGCACGUAGUGGGUGCUACGCACGCAUUGCUAGAAACAUCCAGCCUCGACCAGCGGUGCCGGAGGGGCUAGGCAGGUAGGCUAUAUCUCCUCCACUAUUCGUCCCGGUACGCAGGCCCGUCCGUAGAAAGACUAGACAGGGAGGGGGCGGGGAGGGGAGGCAGUGUAGAGCGCGCUGCGGAAAGGGGGUAUCUCGCGGCGAACAGACUUCUGGGAAGGCGGGAUGGCAGGGAGAAAGAAAGGAAAGGCGCAGCACGCCGACAACCAAGGUCCCUUGGACCAAGCCAGCCAAACAAAAUCGACUGUCGUCGGUUUCUUUCCCGAAAAAGAGGGGAAAAAAAGGCACCACCGCCAACCCGCUACAGCGGCAGCUGAGGAAAGGCGCGCGGGUGGUACCUGGGGGCGGACCUGGCGUCGACGACGGCGGCGCCGUGGGCCCUACGGGCCCAGGCGGCGAGGUCGGCCUUGAGGGGGCGGCAGCGGUAGUGGACGGAGGCGACGGCGCGGCGGGCGAUGAGGCGGGCGACGAGGGAGUCGGAGACGGGCUCGUCGCCGAAGUCGAGGUGGCGGGCGGCGGGGAAGCGGUCGAGCAGGGCGAGCACGGCGUCGUCGAAGCGCGGCGCGGCGUGGCAGCCGUUGCGCGCGAACCCCGUCAGCGACAGGUGCGUCACGCUCG
This is a messenger RNA of Durotheca rogersii, 1160 nucleotides long. RefSeq lists its product as uncharacterized. The transcript has a single exon. NCBI's taxonomy places the organism in Eukaryota, Fungi, Ascomycota, Sordariomycetes, Xylariales, Xylariaceae. The record is from RefSeq and is a predicted model, not a curated record. The coding region runs from base 100 to 564 and encodes 154 amino acids.